Parastagonospora nodorum SN15 is the source of this 810-nucleotide messenger RNA. RefSeq lists its product as hypothetical. NCBI's taxonomy places the organism in Eukaryota, Fungi, Ascomycota, Dothideomycetes, Pleosporales, Phaeosphaeriaceae. Bases 1 to 810 code for a protein of 269 amino acids. The record is from RefSeq and is a predicted model, not a curated record. The transcript has a single exon.
AUGCCAGAAAUCCAGAAGGCUCUUGGUUGGCCUUUGGCAAUUAUUGAGACUGCUGUCCAGGCUCUAGCCGCUUAUGUGGAGCACCAACAUUUGUGGAGUACGGCAACUCAUGACGCACUGGCGGCUGCAUGCAUGUAUGCCACUGCAGUACGAGCGAACGAAAACAUGCCAAGCGGGCAUGCCUAUCUGGCUAGAGCCUUCAAUAUUAGUGGAAAUGAGGUGUGUAAGAAAGUCCCUGCGGCAAUCGCCCUGCUCAUCGAUCUGGAUGCUCGAGCUGUGCUAGCUUCAUUCGUACCACACUUCGAGAAGAUGUUCCCGAGACUUGCUCCGAAGGCUAUGGAUUACAUUGUCUUAGCGUUGAAGCUUUGGACGAAGGUAAACGGCCAUGAUAUCCUUUUGUCCGACUUCUUGCGAAAGUACUGGCGACGUAUAGUCGCAUCCUGUAUUUCUGUAGUCAUGGACCGCAACAUCAUUCCUGUGGACAUCGCUAAGAUAUGCGCUGCCACUCGUGCGAACCGGUUUGGGGAUAUGGGCUACAGCAUCGAUGUUGCGUUCGCACUUUUGAUGCGUGGUAGUGAAGCAUAUUCCAAGGAUGAUAAUUCUGCCACAGCUCGUCGGGCUCGUAAGCUGAAGCAGCGCAAACAGCUUCCGAACUCACAGUCCUCGACCAAGACUCGAUUAGAUAUUACGCUACCUUACAAUCUGACUGCCCAGCUACAGGCGGACUUUGCGUGGCUGGCCAUGAAUAGCGAAGAUCGUCCUAGAGAUCGGAACCCAAAGCGGCGUCGAGGUGUUGCCUACGAGCGAUGA